Messenger RNA from Syngnathus typhle (broad-nosed pipefish), 3120 nucleotides. RefSeq names its product GTP binding protein 1 (gene gtpbp1). Lineage: Eukaryota; Metazoa; Chordata; Actinopteri; Syngnathiformes; Syngnathidae. Bases 380 to 2410 code for a protein of 676 amino acids. Gene Ontology annotation, molecular function: GTP binding; translation elongation factor activity; GTPase activity. The record is from RefSeq and is a predicted model, not a curated record. Gene Ontology annotation, biological process: translational elongation. The transcript is spliced from 14 exons.
UGGCCACGUAUGACGCUCAGCGUUGCACACAUAUUGCACACAAUCGUCGGAACCAUGAGAGGAGGAGGAGGCUGCAGAAAGAUGCUCGAACCGCCUUCCACGGCAUUGGUUCUCUGCUCGCAUAUUCAAGAGAAUCACGAAGACGAUUGGCGAGCAUGUAACCUAUUCACCAACACCUACCUCAUUAUUAUCACCAACGGGGCGGUGACGUGCUGUUUUGAAAAGCAAACUGACAGCUUCCAAAUAGCCCGUUCUCUCGGUUUGCAAUGUUGACACAUUUAAGAUUGGCCGUCGUGUAGCUCAUCGCAAGCUAUCCGACGUUCGAUCAUCCCAACUAUCGAAAGCGCCCGACACCGAUCUGCAGGAACACAACACACCAAUGGCAUCGAUAGCAACGACGGCGCACGAGUCCAGCUCUGCGCUUGCUGAUGCUUUACUACCAGCGAGUAUAUUCGCACCUGACCGGGGAGGAUGCGUGGAUGACCUCGGGGAUGACUUCUACGAAGAUGGGGAUAUGCUUAACGGCGAGCCUGAGGAUCGAAGGAUCGACUUUACUAGCAAGCUGGCCCUUGUCAGCCCAAACGGUGAGCAGUAUGACUCCCUACUUAGCCAGCUAAGGGACAGGAUGGAGGAAGGCUCCGGAGAGACCAUCUAUGUGCUCGGGAUGGGUUCAGAUGGUGGCGAUUGGGGUCUCAGUGACAAAGACAUGGAGGCUUCAGAGGCCACGGUGCGAUCAAUGUGUGCACAAUUGGACUCCGAUUUGAUCCCGCUCAGAGAACGCAGAGAGGCGGAGGGUUCGGUCCGGGACUAUCUGAUACGUCGCCGUGUAGGGGAGCUAGACUUUCUGGAGGUCCGAGUGGCAGUGGUAGGCAAUGUGGAUGCUGGAAAGAGUACCCUUCUCGGAGUGUUAACACACGGAGAGCUGGAUAACGGCAGAGGCUUCGCUCGCCAGAAGCUCUUCAGACACAAGCACGAGAUGGAAAGCGGUCGGACCAGCAGUGUGGGCAACGAUAUUCUCGGAUUUGACCAAGGGGGACAGGUUGUAAACAAACCGGAUAGCCACGGAGGAAGUCUGGAUUGGACCAAGAUCUGCGAGAAGUCCUCCAAAGUGAUCACCUUCAUCGAUCUGGCCGGCCAUGAGAAAUACCUCAAGACUACCGUGUUUGGAAUGACGGGACACCUCCCGGACUUUUGCAUGCUCAUGGUUGGCAGUAAUGCGGGCAUUGUAGGCAUGACCAAAGAGCACCUGGGUCUGGCCUUAGCCCUCAACGUGCCCGUGUUUGUCGUGGUGACAAAGAUUGACAUGUGUCCAGCCAACAUCCUUCAAGAGACAUUAAAGCUGCUUCAGAGGUUACUCAAGUCCCCUGGCUGCAGGAAAAUCCCCGUCCUGGUGCAGAACAAGGACGACGUCAUAGUCACGGCAUCCAACUUCAGCUCCGAGAGGAUGUGUCCCAUUUUUCAAAUCUCAAACGUUACCGGGGAGAACAUGGACCUGCUCAAGAUGUUCCUCAACCUGCUCUCCUCUCGGACAUGCUACAGAGACGACCAGCCAGCAGAGUUCCAGAUUGACGACACCUACUCUGUACCGGGAGUUGGAACGGUCGUAUCGGGGACUACUUUACGAGGACUGAUACGUCUGAAUGAUACCAUGCUACUCGGACCGGACCCUCUGGGCAGCUUCAUUUCCAUCGCUGUCAAAUCAAUCCAUCGCAAGAGAAUGCCAGUCAAGGAAGUCCGAGGGGGUCAGACUGCCUCGUUUGCGCUAAAAAAGAUCAAGCGUUCGACCAUAAGGAAAGGCAUGGUGAUGGUGUCCCCAAGGUUGAACCCACAGGCCACUUGGGAGUUUGAGGCAGAGAUUCUGGUUCUCCAUCACCCCACUACGAUAUCACCCCGAUACCAGGCUAUGGUCCACUGUGGCAGCAUAAGGCAGACUGCCACCAUCUUGUCCAUGAAUAGAGACUGUUUACGGACAGGGGACAAGGCCUCCGUCCACUUCCGCUUCAUUAAGACCCCCGAGUACCUCCACUGCGACCAGAGGCUGGUGUUCAGGGAGGGCCGCACCAAAGCUGUUGGAACCAUCACAAAACUCCUGCAGUCCACCAAUAAUUUGCCGUCAAACUCCAAACCUCCACAGAUAAAAAUGCAAUCCACGAAAAAGGCGCCGCCUCGAAAAGACGACAACACCGCCGCGGCAACAGGAGACGAAGGCUUGACGAUAGCACCGUCGGCGGGGCCGAGCGCGACACAACAGGGAGAGGGGGAGGAGGACCCUCAGUUAAAGGAGGGCAACAAAGAGAACAAGCCAAAGAGCGGAGGAGGUGGAAGAAGAAGAGGAGGUCAGCGACACAAAGGGAAAGGCCAAAACAUGUCCACAGCGGCGGCCUCCACAUCAGGAACAGGAGGAUGCUGAACCGGUCGGGCUGAGCUCCAUCCAUUCCAGCUACUUUUGUGCAAAACACUCCUCGAGUCUCAUUGCCUUUUAUACCGGGAUCUUAUCGUAAGGGGGAAUGUAAAGCGAUCGACCCACCCGCCCGCUAAAGCACGUAGCUAGGAUUUGUCGUUCAAUCUGCCGUUGAGAAGAAUGCUUUAUGUGAGAAUAGCUUGUCACAAUCAUUUGUAUCUUUUUAAAGUGGCUUCAUGACAGGGGAGGGAGGGAGGGAGGGAGGGAGGACAAACCCCCAUUAAGGGUCCAACAAAUACGAGCAGCUAAAAUGCAUUCCGUGUCCAUUUGCAAUUAAAAGAACAUUUUGUGAACUUUCUUUCUUUCUAACUGAAUAUGUAAAUGGGUGGUUGGCUGUACUUCAAUGGAAAGGAUAACUGAAUGUAGCACAUCUCCUGGUAAUCCUACUUACAUUUUAUAAUGAUCCCAUUUGGCAUCUAUGGAAAAUUGGACCCGUCUUAAAUUUCCAACCUUGUAAUGACUCUCGUACUCAGUAGUACUACAGCAUGCCUCCUCCAGCCCUCGUAUAGUAAAACAUCUCAUACUCCAGCGGCCACCCGUGAUCGUACGACAUGCAGUGUUUGCAGUGCUAAUUGUGAACUCGAGUACUUAGUGUUACAGCUUGCCUCUGGUAACGUGACAUUUACUUCACUAACAACUCAAUAAACUGGUUGUACUGA